Messenger RNA from Mus caroli (Ryukyu mouse), 1034 nucleotides. RefSeq names its product dual specificity phosphatase 29 (gene Dusp29). Gene Ontology annotation, cellular component: cytoplasm. The record is from RefSeq and is a predicted model, not a curated record. Lineage: Eukaryota; Metazoa; Chordata; Mammalia; Rodentia; Muridae. Gene Ontology annotation, biological process: protein dephosphorylation; negative regulation of MAPK cascade. Gene Ontology annotation, molecular function: MAP kinase phosphatase activity; protein tyrosine/serine/threonine phosphatase activity.
AAGAACCUCCCUUGGCUCCAAAAUGGCAUCAGGAGAUACAAAGACAAGCGUCAAACAUGCCCACCUCUGUGCUGAGAGGCUGUCCGUGCAGGAGGAGGAGGGAGAUGCUGAGGACUACUGUACCCCUGGAGCCUUCGAGCUGGAGCGUCUCUUCUGGAAGGGCAGUCCCCAGUACACACACGUCAAUGAGGUCUGGCCUCGGCUCCACAUUGGUGAUGAGGCCACGGCGCUGGACCGCUAUGGGCUGCAGAAGGCGGGUUUCACGCACGUGCUGAACGCAGCGCACGGCCGCUGGAAUGUGGACACCGGGCCGGACUACUACCGAGACAUGGCCAUCGAGUACCACGGCGUCGAGGCCGACGACGUGCCCACCUUCGACCUCAGCAUCUUUUUCUACUCCGCUGCGGCCUUCAUCGACUCCGCACUCCGAGACGACCACAGUAAGAUCCUGGUUCACUGUGCCAUGGGCCGAAGUCGGUCAGCAACUCUGGUCCUGGCCUACCUGAUGAUCCACAAGAACAUGACUUUGGUGGACGCCAUUCAACAAGUGGCUAAGAACCGCUGUGUCCUGCCCAACCGGGGCUUCUUGAAGCAACUCCGAGAGCUGGACAAACAGCUGGUGAAGCAGCGGCGACAGACCGGGCCAGGGGACAGUGACCUAGGGCUAUAGGGAGCCUCUUCAGAGAGGAUCAGAGACCCUGGCACCCAGAGCGGAGGGCUGAAGCACGUCUGCAUGGAGGUUUUGAUGGGCGGGGAGAUGAGACAGUGAAACCGAAGGCUGGGCCAGCAGGGAGGAUGCCUGCUGUCUCCUCCAGUCUAGUUCUUUGCCUCAUGGUAGGCCAAGUCAGCUGCAGGGGGAACUGGGUAAGGAAAAGGUACCGCUCUCCACAGUCUCCUGUCUUUAACUUGGAAGCAAAAAAAGGUUUCCUUUGUUUGUUUGGGCUGUUUUGUUUUGUUUUAAUGUGUGGGUACUAUGUUGUGAGUAAAUGCUUGGCUCUGAAAGGGAAAAAAAAAACAUGUUAUUAUAAAAAGAU